Molecule: messenger RNA, 3582 nt
Organism: Phodopus roborovskii (desert hamster)
Lineage: Eukaryota; Metazoa; Chordata; Mammalia; Rodentia; Cricetidae
Gene: Sla2
Product: Src like adaptor 2
Exons: 8
Coding region: 857-1648 (263 amino acids)
Molecular function (GO): protein binding
Source: RefSeq, a predicted model, not a curated record
AGGAGGCGACUCUCAGAGAUCUGGUGUAUUCAGGGUGGUAUGGCCAUAUGCAGAAAGCAACUUCCAGAAAUUCUUUCUCUCCUUCCACCACUGGAUCCUGAGGAUUGAACUGGGGCCAUCAGGCUUGGUGGCAAGCAUCUUUACCCACUGAGCCUUCAUGCUGGCCCAGAAAUGAGUCCCACUUCAGAGUCUGUAGUUGAACAAGGUCCCAGGUGAUUCCUAUGCCUAGACUUCCUCUCUGAAUAUUUGGAUGUAGAAUUGCUAAGCUUGAGAGCUCUGGUGAUUACUGUGGAGAGGCCUGCAGGGGAAACUCCUGUUCAUCCCCCCUCAUUCUUUAUUCCUUGGACCAGAAGGAGUCAAAAAGCCAAGAAAGACCACCAAUAUGAGGAUGGGAGGGGCAGCUCCUUUCUAGAACAGGAAAGGGGCAAUGCGGUGCCUCCAUAGUCGAUGAUGCCGUCAGAGGAAACAGAGGCGGGGAGGCUGUGGGGCUGUAAGAACCACAGAGUCUGCAGCUGGGAGCUGGAGCUCUGAGGAGUGGCACCUGUGUCUACAAAGGGCUCAGAUCUGGGGCCUCACUCUCUGGCCACAGUGCUGGUUAGGACUGCCUGAUCUGGUUUCCCGUAGAAGCAAAGGGCUCCUGACCCAGUAUCGUGGAGCUGGCUGUCUGCUAACAAGCUUACUCAGAAUGCUUCUGGUGAUCCUACAGGCUGAGAUGAGAAUGUGCUAGUACUUAAGAUGACAACUAACUUAGUACUUGCCAAGGCUUGACCUGUCAGGCCAACGUGCGAAUUGGCUGAGUGCCCUCACCGAACUUCCCAUGACAAACCUUAAUGUGCCUCUGAGAGUCUGCUGAGGAAUGAUGGGAAGUUUGCCCAGCAGAAGAAAAAGCCUCUCCAGCCCAAGCUCCAACCCCAGUUCCUCUGGUCUGGGCCAGGGACCUGUGUCCACACACGCAGAGAGAAACAAGGUCACAGCUGUGGCCCUGGGCAGUUUUCCAGCAGGUGAGCAGACAGGACUGUCUCUGAGACUUGGGGAGCCGCUGACCAUCGUCUCUGAGGAUGGAGAUUGGUGGACAGUCAUAUCGGAAGUCUCGGGCAGAGAGUAUCACAUCCCCAGUGUUCAUGUGGCUAAAGUCUCCCACGGGUGGCUGUAUGAGGGCCUGAGCCGGGAAAGAGCUGAGGAACUACUCUUGUUGCCUGGGAACCCUGGAGGGGCCUUCCUUAUCAGAGAGAGCCAGACCAGGAGAGGCUGCUAUUCCUUGUCCAUCCGACUCAGCCGCCCUGCAUCUUGGGACCGGAUCAGACACUACAGGAUACAGUGCCUUGACAAUGGCUGGCUGUACAUCUCACCACGCCUCACCUUCCCCUCACUCCAGGCCCUGGUGGACCAUUACUCUGAGCUGGCGGAUGACAUCUGCUGUGUCCUCAAGGAGCCCUGUGUCCUGCAGAAGCUUGGCCCACUACCUGGCAAAGAUACACCUCUACCUGUGACUGUGCAGGCGGCAUCACUCAAUUGGAAAGAGCUGGACAGCACCCUGUUUUUGGAAGCGCCUGCCAGUGGGGAAGCAUCUCUUCUCAGUGAGGGGCUCCGAGAAUCUCUCAGUUCCUACAUCAGCCUGACUGAGGAUAACUCCUUGGAUGACGUCUAGUCCAAGCAGAAAGUGAAAGGGGUACCAAGGCUGCUUCUCCCAGGACUCCAACUCAGCCGAAUCUGAUGCAACACCUUAGAGGCAAGACUGCGAAUGCAGAGGGGUUGGGCUGGGGUGCAGGCACAUCCAGAGGCCCACCUAGACCUCCUGCUCCUUCCCCUCUAGAAUGUAAGAAGUCAUUUAUCUCCUCCCAUGGCCUUCAACUUUUAGUCCAUGUACAGUGUAGUUCAAAGCAGGGGCAGGCCUCUACAGAGAGCAAAUUACUUCUGAGGUUUCGUAGGUCAGUUCCUGAGAGGGAUGUCCAGCAGGAUUGCUGUGUCCCAUCCCCCAUUAUGACUGCUCCUCAGCCCUACUAAAAGGCAGAGAUCACCACUAUCAUGGAGAGAGAAAAAAAAUACUAGGGAAAUUUACAAGACUCAUUAAGAACACAAACACAUCUCAGAUGGUAGGAUGGCUCAGAAAGCAAAGACAAGCAGAACACCUGAUGGCCCACCACAGCAGCCCCAACCUUAUCCCACGUAGAACAGACCAACCAUCUAGAUUUUCCCCUUGAACCCUCACAUCAAGUCCCUUUUUCGACAGCCCAGCUCUCAGAUCUCUACACUUCAUUUAGUGUUCACCAAAACACAACCCAGUCAUACCCCACCCAGUCUUGCUAUCUGGUAGCCAAACACAAAAUGACACUGUUUAAGUCUCACACUGUAGACCAGUUGUCACCUCUCUCGGUGCUGAGCCAGGAUAUCAGGCAGUAGACCCUCUCCGCAAUGUUAAUACCAAGGCACACUAAAACCAUCACCAACUCCAGCCCCUCAUUUCCCAUGACAGCCAAAAAGAGAAAGAGGCCUGGCCAAAGCUGCUAUGGGAGCAGAGAGACAGAGGAGGAUAUGUGUGUGUGUGUGUGGGGGGGGGCAUUCUGCCUAACAUUCCUAGGUUCUGAGGGUACAGGUGUUUAAGCAAGAUUUUAGUUUACCAGGCAUGCCAACACUUUCAGUUAGACUUGUUUAUUCAAGUAUCCGAAAACACUCUACAGUGGAAACUUAUUAGAUGGCUGCCCGUACUGUGCAAUGGCUCAUGCACAUAGUGUUUCCAGAAGACUUGAGAUGCCAAUGAUAGUUUAAAAACUGUGCACCUGACGGAGGACUAAGGAAGACAAUUUCAUGUUUCAUCCGGAUCCAGGGGCCAUUAGAUUAGACAGCAGCUCCUCUUGGCAAACAGCUGUUACAAAGGCGCAUAAGAUUAGACAGCAGCUCCACUUGGCAAACAGCCAUUACAUGAUGGUGUCCAAGAAAAAAAAUGGUCGGCGAUAAACAAAUUCACAACUAUUUCCUCAAAGGUAGAUGGUUCUUUGAAAAGUUUCACAACCCUUGCAGAAAACACCGAUGCCCAACACGAUGAUUCUAAGUCCAAGAGAUAUGGGUCUUCUCAGUUCCACGUGGCAGGAGUGCCCCAACAAGCAUGUAUCUGUACUGUAAUAAAAGGGUCCUUUGGAUUGGACAGAAGAGAUGGGAGCAAACACUAUCAGUCAUAGUGGAUGGCAGUGUAAAAGAUGAUCCAAAUGACCUAAGGGAGACACAAACAAUGUUCAUGUUGUCACCUAGAUCAACACAGCUGCCCCACCCCCAUGAAAAUGGCAUUGCCUAAUUCUGAGUCUCAUAAAGAGUAAGUAUCAUUAAUCCCAAAACAUCACACCAAAGAGAAGGCCUGUUUCCAUGGUCCCUUAUCAUUUCCCACUUCUCCCUCCUACUGGCAACCAAUAACCUACUUUCUGUCUCCAUAACCCUGUAUAUCUUGGACAUUUCACUAAGUGGAAUCAUGUAGCUUUUCAUGUCUAGAUUCUUCCACUUAGUAUGCUCUCAAGGUUCACCUAUACUGCAAUACCACAGAAAGUUAUGUUUUACUGUAUGGAUAUAAAACGUUUGACACUUAAGAUGACA